Betta splendens (Siamese fighting fish) is the source of this 1683-nucleotide messenger RNA. RefSeq names its product RAD9 checkpoint clamp component B (gene rad9b). The transcript has 11 exons. Gene Ontology annotation, cellular component: checkpoint clamp complex. Gene Ontology annotation, biological process: cellular response to ionizing radiation; mitotic intra-S DNA damage checkpoint signaling; DNA replication checkpoint signaling. NCBI's taxonomy places the organism in Eukaryota, Metazoa, Chordata, Actinopteri, Anabantiformes, Osphronemidae. The coding region runs from base 112 to 1320 and encodes 402 amino acids. The record is from RefSeq and is a predicted model, not a curated record.
AUAUUAAUUUGAAGAGAAUCCUUUGUUAGUAUCUCAUUUACAUAUUUAGCUAACUAAGCUAGCUAAUUGGCAGGUGACAGACAGGUCUCAGUCAGUCUGUUUUCAGCAAAGAUGAUUUGUGUUCUUGAAGGAAAUGGUGUUAAAGUGUUCGGUAAGGCCGUUCACGCCUUGUCCCGCAUCGGAGAAACGCUGUGGUUGGAUCCAGGGGUCAAAGGGCUGGCGCUGAGGUCCGUGAACGCGGCGCACUCUGCGUACGGCUGCUUCCUCUUCUCGCCGCUGUUCUUCCAUACGUUCAGCCUGGCUCCAGCGUCGGGGCGGCGCGGCGAGGCGCCGCAGUGCGAGCUGCUCACCAAGUCUCUGCUGCCGCUCUUUCGGUGUUUGACUUCCAUUGAGCGCAACGUGGAGCGAUGUAGGAUAUCGAUCGGCGAUCGCAGUGAUCAGGUGGAAAUCCAGUUUUUUUGCAGACACGGUAUCACCAAGACACACAGCCUUCGUUUCCAGGAGAGUGAGGCUCUGCAGGCGGUGUUUGCCUCACACCUCUGUCCAAAUGUGCUGAAGGCACCUGCCAGGCUCCUUAGUGACAUGGUACUACAUUUCCCAGUGUCCCAGGAAGAAAUAACUCUGUCCACAACACAUUUGAAAGUCGGCCUUAGAAAUUACUCAGAGGGGGGAAAUGAUCGUAGGAAGAUGAUGUGCACACAGAUGUUCCUACAUCCCGAUGAGUUUGACUCCCUUCAAAUUGGAGUGGACUCGGACAUAACAUUCUGUCUAAAGGAGUUGAGGGGUUUCCUCUCGUUUGCAGAGUCACACUUCCUGCAAGUGUCCAUCCGCUUCGGCGCUGCUGGGAAGCCCGUGUGUUUCUCUGUGGAGGACAUGGUCCUGGAGGCCACCGUGGUGCUGGCAACUCUGAUAGACUCCGAUAGCUGGGAUUCCUCUCAGCUUAAUGUGGCCGACGCGCCUCCUACCGCCAGGUGUGCAGAUGCUGCUGAGCUACCUGUGGAUUUACAUAAUGCAGACAGCAGCAAUGCUGCUGAUAUGACGGAGUGGGUAGCGUCCAGUCAGGGCAGCCCUACAAUGCAUCCACCUAGUCUGAUGCAGCUUCUGCCUCAGAUUUAUGAGCCCGACACACUCCACGCACCUGACAAGGCUUGUGACCGUGCCAGCGCCACUCCUGCGUCCACAACGAUUUGCUCCCUUCUGUUCAGGGCUUUGUCUUCAGAGCUGGAUGAUGGCGGCUGCACCUCUAGGCUGCCUGUUCUGGCAUGCUACAGCGACAUGGAGGAGGACAUGGAGGACCUUUCAAAAAUCCCUUCACCCUAAGCACUCAUUCCACAUCAUAACAUUUACCAACACACACUGUUGUCAGUAUAACUUUCAUGUGCUCUGUGUUUCCACACGAAAUGUAUUUAUAUACAAAGUUUUGUGCAGUAGCCAUGGUAUUUGAAGAGCUGACUGUUCGUUUCUGUGUUGCUCAACUUUUAAUGGUAACUUUUUCAUAUGCCAGAUGUGAAACGUGAGAAGACACACAAGCAUCCUACAAGGCUAAGCGAUACGUAGAGUUGACUAUGAUAAGAAGCCGUAGCGGACUAUUCUCAUCUGAUUCCAAGUGUGUGUUUAUGUUCAUCACACACACACCAGAGACAACGGAAUAAUAAAUACUAUAGUCUUUAUUUAAAUAUGAUA